AUGUCGAAUCACUAUCAAUAUCCCCUUUCGCCAAUCGGACAGCCAGCCUCGCAUGAGGCGAGAGUGCCUGCUACCAGUGGUGGCACUGCUAUUCUCAUGCGCAAGCUACCUCGCAACACCAGCCGAGAAGAAUUGCGGAGUAUGCUGCUUUUCGCGAAAGACCUCAAGGAGGUGGACUUCAUUCCGAACGAAAUCGAGGAGGAUCGAGGCUUCACCACUGCAAUUGCACGUUUCCGGACUGCCGCUGCUGCCAGCGAGGCGCGAACAAUGUUGAACGGCAAAUCGGUCACGGCCGGCCAGGUCAUGAUCGUCAAAGUUAUCGAUACAUCAUCAGGAAACCCGCUCAGCCGGCGAAAUACGGUAGAUAAUCCAGGACAUCGGAAUACUGCACAUUCCGUCUCCCCUCCGUCGAAUCCGCAGCUUCUUCGGCACUCUUCAAGAUUCGGUGACACGUUUCACCACAUGGAGAAACCCACGCCAUCAAGUGCAGAUGCAUCAUCCGGGCGGGAUUUGUCUUCUACCGACGGGAGCUCCCAUCUCCAGACCAUUUUCUCACCUCAGUCUCCACUUGGUAAUGGUGUCUCCGAACACUCACGCAUCAGUGGGAAGUCAGUUAUCAGUCAAGACAGCAACGACGACGAUACAGGGGAGCUGCUCAAAGAUCCUGUGGCUUAUAUGAACAACGAUCAGGCAAAUCCCAUGUCUCCAUUGUCCCGACGCCCCACCAAUCCUCAGCUUUCCGUCUCAAGAUUUUCGAACCUUUCCCUGAACACCAAUAUGGCCUCGCCACCACCUACAAGCUAUAUAUCACCUCGAUCAAAUCUGAAUCUGCGCACACCAACAUCAGCCAUGUCACCAAAUAUAGGAGGCAUGGGUCCCAAUAUGCCAUAUCAGACCAAUCACCAAUAUCCUAGGCUCAACUAUCCACCUGUAAAUCCUGCUGAUCAGAAUCCACCCUGCAACACGCUCUACGUUGGAAAUUUACCGAUCGACACGUCCGAAGACGAACUCAAAGCAAUGUUCUCCAAGCAACGCGGUUAUAAGAGACUUUGCUUCCGUACCAAGCAGAACGGUCCCAUGUGCUUCGUCGAGUUCGAGGAUGUAUCCUUUGCAACCAAGGCGCUGAACGAGCUUUAUGGGGUUCAACUUCACAACAGCGUCAAGGGUGGCAUUCGUUUGAGCUUCUCCAAGAAUCCGCUGGGUGUUCGCGCUGGGCAGCAGGGAGGUGGACAUCCUGCCACACCUCUUAGUCCACAAGGUCCAAUGCCCACAUCGAGUGGCUUAGGUCCUAUGUCGCCUGGCGGUUUUCCUACAGCGCAUGGACCUCCUCCUGGCCUCAGCGUACCGCCUGGGUUGGGCAUGCCUGCUGCUCCCAUGACACCGUCGAUGAUGAAUGGAGGGUUCUCGGACCGACAAGCCAUGACCUCGAUGCGGGGUCAGAGUAUGGGCGGGACAACAUCUCCACCAGGCGUGGGCGGGAUCUAUCCUGAUUAUAUGAUGGGCCGCUAA
Molecule: messenger RNA, 1509 nt
Organism: Endocarpon pusillum Z07020
Lineage: Eukaryota; Fungi; Ascomycota; Eurotiomycetes; Verrucariales; Verrucariaceae
Exons: 1
Coding region: 1-1509 (502 amino acids)
Molecular function (GO): mRNA binding
Source: RefSeq, a predicted model, not a curated record